CGAAUUUAUCACCGUGAAAAGUUGUUUUGUUUUGAUUCGUGAAAAUUUGAUGGAAAAUUUCUGAUGAGAUGAAAUCUCCGGUGAAGUAAAUUAGCUCCAAUUAUUCUACGAAGUACUUAUUUUUCAACAUUACUGGAUAAAUUAUUCGGAGGAUUUUAAAUUGAGAUGGAGAUCGACGACGAUGUUGAAUUGAUCAAACAGAAGGUUUUGAAAGAAAUCAAACCGAUAAAUUUCGAAGACGAGUUGGAUAUCGAUGACAUCUUGGGACAAAAAUUAGUCGAUCAUAUUCUACCCGAUGAUCCUCCCAUCCUUGAAACGAUUCCGGUUCCGGUGGCAUUAAGGACCACUGAGAUCACUCCAAACUCUCCAAAGGAAACUGUUGAGAACACCGUGUGUCACGUCUGCUCGAAGAAUUACACCACUUCUCGAAAUCUCAAGAAGCACUUUGCCAAGCAUACCGGUCGAUAUUUCUGUCCAGUUUGCAAAAAAAUUUUCGCCAGGAAAGAAACUCAGCUGAAACACAUUCCUCGAUGUAAAAAUAAAUCAAUAAAUGACUCAAUGGAAAAACGGAAGAAGUCUCAAAAAACUGUUUUCGUAGAAUGUUGUAAAUAUUAUUGUGAGGAAUGUAGCAAAAGUUUCACUCGAAGAGAAAAUUACGAUCAUCACAUGAUGAUCCAUCAAGGAGUUCAAGUCGUUUGUGAAUUUUGUCAAAAACGACUCAGCAGUUUCAAAUCGUAUCAAAGGCACAAAAAACUUCACGAACAUCCUCAGCAGAAAAUCUCCUGCGAAGAUUGCCCUACUAAAUUCUCAUUGAAAUCAAACCUUCGAAGACAUAUCAAGCUAUGUAAACAUAAGAGUGAAAAAAUUUGUAUCAAGUGCAACAGCAAAGUUAAAACUGAAACCAUUUUAGAGAAACAUCGUUGCCAAGAUACCAUUUACUCGUGUUCAUUAUGCUCUCAAGUGUUUUGCUUCGAAGUAAAUCUUCGAAGUCAUUUGAAAAAAGAGCAUCCGAACUUAUGGUUCAAGUGUAAACGAUGUCCAAAUACAUCUUUCAUGACUCGAGCAACAAAAAACUUACAAGAGCACGUGAAGAAAUUACAUUCCAUUCAUCUUGAUUUUAACGAAUGUUUUCAAGAAGGGUGGUUCAUUUUACUGCCAAAUUAAAUUAAGUUCCUAUAAACUACCAAGUCAUUCCAUUUGUGCUAUUUUCAUGUUUGUGUUUAAAGUAGUAGUCUUUUUUAUUUCUAUUUAAAGAUAUUCGUUUCAUUCCUCUACGAUUAAGUACGUAAUCAAUCAUAUUUAUUUAAACAAUGUUUUUUUAUUUUUCAUAAUAAAAUCUUAAAUUUUUA
Molecule: messenger RNA, 1349 nt
Organism: Planococcus citri (citrus mealybug)
Lineage: Eukaryota; Metazoa; Arthropoda; Insecta; Hemiptera; Pseudococcidae
Product: telomere zinc finger-associated protein-like
Exons: 7
Coding region: 166-1164 (332 amino acids)
Biological process (GO): regulation of transcription by RNA polymerase II
Cellular component (GO): nucleus
Molecular function (GO): RNA polymerase II transcription regulatory region sequence-specific DNA binding; DNA-binding transcription factor activity, RNA polymerase II-specific
Source: RefSeq, a predicted model, not a curated record